Molecule: messenger RNA, 360 nt
Organism: Umbelopsis ramanniana AG
Lineage: Eukaryota; Fungi; Mucoromycota; Umbelopsidomycetes; Umbelopsidales; Umbelopsidaceae
Exons: 1
Coding region: 1-360 (119 amino acids)
Source: RefSeq, a predicted model, not a curated record
AUGUAUCUCGCCAGCUCUUUUCUUGUCAUGCUCAUCACUUUCUUUGCAUCCCUAUCAACUGCAGCACCCAUAUAUCGCAUGGAGCUACAUUACCAACAAAUAAAGCAAGGACUUCAGUCGAACACCGUUCGGCAAUCCAUGAACCAAGCGAAUACAGCUAUCGCCAACUACCUUGACCCGGAGAUUUGGCCAGAGAGUGCUUCUGAACCCCGAAUCAAUAUAUUUGCAGACGUCCUCAAGCAGAUCCGUCAAUUACCACAUCAGCUGUUGACUCCUCCCGCAGACAUAAAAGAAAGGUUCGCUCGAAACACUCGAGAUGAACUUGGCUAUGCAGAGUGGUUAGUGGAAAUCACCUUGUAA